UGCUUAGCGGCUAGUUGGCAAAGAGUUUUCAGAGCGAAAAGUACGCGAGGCUAAAAUACAAUGUCCGAGAAUAUUAAGAUGACAAAAAAUCGUCGCUUCGAAGCGGAAGAUUCUGGCCUGGGCGAGCGCCACAUGCAAAUAUUUCUGCUCUUUUGCGGUCUAAUGGUUGGCUUUGCCAUGCGUGUCAAUCUCUCCGUGGCUAUUGUGGCCAUGACGGAGCUGCCCGAAUAUCAAUGGACCGAGCGCAUAAAGUCUCUGGUGUUGAGCAGCUUCUUUUGGGGCUACGUCAUGACCCAGGUGCCAGCUGGCAUCUUGGCACGUAAAUUUGGUGCCAAGGCAACGAUUGUAACAGGUUUGUCCAUCUGCUCCGUGCUGAAUGUUUUCACGCCAAUCUGUGCGCGACUGGGAGGCUGGCAGCUGCUGUGUGCCGUGCGCUUGCUCGAGGGCAUCUGCCAGGGCGUACUGUAUCCGUCGUAUCACACGUUGAUCAGCUCCUGGGUGCAGCCCAGUGAACGCGCCUCGCUGGGCACCUACGCCUACAUGGGCGCUCAAUUCGGAACUAUUGUCAUGUUGGCCACCAGCGGCAUAUUGGCCGCCAUGGCUGGCUGGUCGAGCAUCUUCUAUAUAUCGGGAGGCGUCGGCUGCAUUUGGGUAGCCGGUUAUUGGCUGCGUGGAUCCAGCUCGCCAGCGCAGUCGAAAUAUAUCUCGCAGGAGGAAAAUCAAUUGAUUGAGUUAGCGCAAGCCAGAGAAGUGGAUACCAAAUUGGAGCAGCCCAAAGAGACUUUGUCUCCGCCCUGGCUGAGUUUCUUCACAUCGCCAGCCUUUCUGGCUCUCACAGCCACACACUGCGCUUCGACCUGGGGCUUUUGGACGCUGCUGACACAGAUUCCGAACUACAUGAAGAAUGUCCUGGGCAAGGAUAUCAAAUCGAAUGCGCUGCUCUCCUCUCUGCCUUACACAAUGAUGCUCUUGCUCAGCUGGUUCUUUGUCUGGCUCUCCAAGAUAUUGCAAAAGAAAUCCAUUUCGCUCAGCUUCAGUCGCAAGUUCUUCAAUACACUUGGCCAAUUUGUGCCGAUGUUGCUGCUUGUCGCACUGGGCUAUGUGCAACAGGAACAGGACACACUCGCCGUCAUCUUGCUCUGCCUGACUGUGGGCCUUAACUCCGGCUCUCAGCUGGGCUUCGUUAUCAAUCAUAUUGAUCUCUCGCCAAACUUUGCUGGCGUUCUGAUGGGCAUCAGCAAUGGCAUUGCGAAUAUCAUGAGCAUUGCGGGUCCACUCUUAGUUGGGGUUGUUGUUACCAAUGAGAAAGAUGCCAGUCAGUGGCGCAUUGUGUUCUUUGUGACAGCCGCUUUCUAUUUGGUGGGCAACGGACUCUUCCUCAUCUUUGGCAGCGCUACGAUUCAGGAUUGGAAUGAUCCAACAGCAAAGAACCAUCGCAGCCCCACGCCACAAUUAGAGUCACAGAAAGAGGCCGAAGGCAGUUAGACUAAGCUUAAAUAUACGUCACAUGUUAUUUACUACAAUAAAAUAAAAAUAAUCUUGA
Molecule: messenger RNA, 1543 nt
Organism: Drosophila hydei
Lineage: Eukaryota; Metazoa; Arthropoda; Insecta; Diptera; Drosophilidae
Product: putative inorganic phosphate cotransporter
Exons: 4
Coding region: 61-1485 (474 amino acids)
Biological process (GO): transmembrane transport; monoatomic anion transport
Cellular component (GO): plasma membrane
Molecular function (GO): transmembrane transporter activity
Source: RefSeq, a predicted model, not a curated record